Molecule: messenger RNA, 456 nt
Organism: Puccinia triticina
Lineage: Eukaryota; Fungi; Basidiomycota; Pucciniomycetes; Pucciniales; Pucciniaceae
Exons: 3
Coding region: 1-456 (151 amino acids)
Source: RefSeq, a predicted model, not a curated record
AUGACCUACUUGAGCGUCACCAGGAAAAUAAUCGCGUCGAAAACCAUCACGACCUCUACCAUCCUCCUGCCCGAGUGCCAUGAGCCCCGCACUCGAAAAAGGCACUCCUUCAUGGCGAAUCCGUUGGAGACACUCAAAUCGAAGUUGCUCUCUCUCAACGGCGCCCGCAACCCCCAGAGACGACCGCCAGACGGUUCCCUGAGGACUGGCAAACCAGUCUGUACCCGCAAGGCAGCACCCUCCGGCCACAAACCCAAGCGAGCAGGCGGCAUACCUUCGAUGGCUUGCUCUCUCCUGCGCGUCAGAUCUGGCCUUCCCUUGGCGCCCGAUGUAAAUUCUUCAGACUCGUCGUCGUCGCGAGUCCUUCCCUCCAACGUCUGGCCUCUCAAGACCUUUAGCUUUACCCCCCCCUCCCUCCUCGACUUCCCCUUUUUAUUAUAUCUUUCUCUCAGCUAG